CACGGCGACCGCUGCUCUCGGCUUCACACGAAACCCAACAUCAGUCCGACUAUCCUCUUCGCCAACAUGUACCAGAGCCCCGACAUGCUCACUCCUGGCGUCGACCCUGCCUCCCAGUCCCAGGGGCUCGACCCUUGCAAGAUCCAAGACCACUUCGAGGAUUUCUACCAGGACUUAUUCGAGGAGCUCAGCAAGCACAGACACAUCGAGAGCUUGAACAUCUGUGAUAGUCUCGCGGACCAUAUGGUGCGUUUAGGGUUUUGCUCUCCCGGAUCUGGAGAUGAAUCGACGACAUGUGGAGAUGUGGCAGAGUUGGAGAGGUGAAAACUUGCCGCCUGAUUUCUCCGAUUUCCCUCUCUCUCUCGGAUCCUCUCCAGCCCUGUCUUCAUCGUUGCCGAUUUCCCUCUCUCUCUCGGAUCCUCUCCAGCCCCGUCUUCAUCGUUGCCGAUUUCCUUCUCUCUCUUGGAUCCUCUCCAACCUCUACAGCGGAUUUUUCUUCAGAAGUUGCAGAGAAAGAAAGUGAAUUGAUUUGA
Messenger RNA from Linum trigynum, 533 nucleotides. Lineage: Eukaryota; Viridiplantae; Streptophyta; Magnoliopsida; Malpighiales; Linaceae. The record is from the annotation of a GenBank genome assembly.